UGCUUACAACAACUCUCAUCUUUAAAUCAAUCACUCUUCCUCAAACCCAUUUCAGAACCGAUUUAGAAUCAACUUUUCAGAGAGAUUUUUUUUUUCUCUGCAGCCUUGAUCGAUCUUUUCAAGAUGAAGAACAAUAACGGUAACACGAAGCUGAUCCUCCUCCACCCUUAUAUCCAGAAACAAGGAAGCUCCAGUCGUCUAUGGCUCCUAGCCUUUGUUUCCUUCUUCACGCUUGCUUUCUUACUCACCCUCAUCUACACAAGAGAAUCCACAUCGACCGCCGCCGCUGCUGCCACCGUUGCUUCCUCUAGCUUGGCCGGUGCUCCAUUGCCGACCACUGUCAUCAAUAUUCUCAUCCACUACGCCUCAAUAUCCAAUAACUCAUUCCACAUGUCCUACGCGGAGCUCAAGCAAAUCUCCGAUGUCCUCCGAAAGUGCUCGUCCCCAUGCAACUUCCUCGUAUUUGGCCUCACCCCGGAGACCCUUCUCUGGAAAGCACUCAACCACAACGGCCGAACCGUGUUCAUCGACGAGAACCGCUACUACGCCGCCUACAUGGAAGAGAAACACCCAGAGAUCGAUGCAUACGACGUGCAGUACACGACGAAACUGAGCGAGCUGCACGAGCUCCUAGCGUCUACAAAGAAACAGAUACGAAACGAGUGCCGGCCGGUGCAAAACCUAUUGUUUUCGGAGUGUAAGCUCGGCCUCAACGACCUUCCCAACCAUGUCUAUGAGGUGGACUGGGAUGUGAUACUGGUGGACGGGCCGCGAGGCGAAUGGCCGGACGCUCCGGGUCGCAUGUCUCCGAUAUUCACUGCCGGCGUGCUUGCGAGAAGCAAGAAGAUUGGUGUGAAUGCCAAGACCCAUGUGUUCGUGCAUGACUUCUACGGGGAAGCAGAGAGGGUUUGUGGUGAUGAAUUUUUGUGCAGAGAGAAUUUGAUGGAGGCGAGUGACACUCUUGGGCAUUAUGUCUUGGAGAGAAUGGACGCAAAUAGCUUCCAGUUCUGUCGCAACGAGACAUUACCGAAAGCUUCAUCUUCCUAGCCAGCAGUUUGUUUCAUGCAUGCAUCAUGGAUGCAUGCUUCAUCUUCUUCCUAGCUAUAUUCAUAACAGCUAGCAUUGUUCUGCUUGCAGGGAGUCAAUUGCAUAAAGUGCUAAAAGUACUGGCUAUUUAUCAUGAUCAUUUCAAAUUUUUUUUUUUUUUUCAAAUAUUGUUUCUUGGGCGGGGAAUAUUGUGAAAAAUAAUUUUUUUGCAUUGAAAAAGUUUAAUUUCAUGGAA
This is a messenger RNA of Juglans microcarpa x Juglans regia, 1282 nucleotides long. Its product is annotated as protein IRX15-LIKE-like. The transcript has a single exon. Lineage: Eukaryota; Viridiplantae; Streptophyta; Magnoliopsida; Fagales; Juglandaceae. The record is from RefSeq and is a predicted model, not a curated record. Gene Ontology annotation, biological process: xylan biosynthetic process. The coding region runs from base 124 to 1047 and encodes 307 amino acids.